This is a messenger RNA of Tachysurus fulvidraco (yellow catfish), 1467 nucleotides long. RefSeq names its product major intrinsically disordered NOTCH2-binding receptor 1-like. The record is from RefSeq and is a predicted model, not a curated record. The transcript has 3 exons. The coding region runs from base 103 to 789 and encodes 228 amino acids. Lineage: Eukaryota; Metazoa; Chordata; Actinopteri; Siluriformes; Bagridae.
AAGGGAUACACACACCUGCCACUGACACCAGCUUUGCCAUUAAUAAAUAAUGAGUGCAAUGAGUCUGAGUCAAGAGAAGUCCAUGUUAGCUUGGACAUAAACAUGGACAUUACUGUUCUCCCUAACAAUAAUCAUCCAGAGAAAUUUCUCCAACUUGAUGUGGGGAUGCUACCAGCCACCCAUGGAAUGUUCCAGAUAGGAGCUGCACUUUCGGGCCAGAGGCAGUGGCACAACAGAGUGUACUCACAGGUAGGAGAGCUCUCGUUAGCACCAGAGCAAAACAUAAGGCUUGAUUGUGAAGAGAUAAUCACUUGCUUCAAGAUAAAUGUCCAUUCUGUAUUCUUUCUUCAGGGAGAGCAGAGAGGAAGGAAGGACACAGAAAGACCAUCAUCACCAGAGGUUACAUAUGAAUUGAGAGACAGCGAGCUGGAACAGCACAUCACACCACUCACUCUGAAACCAAAUAUCAAGCAAAACCCACUCUACAUAAACCUUAGGAAUGUUGACCUGGAGGAGAACCAAAGAGUUAAACCAUCCUGGACCAUUGAGGACUAUGACAGACAUUCUUUACAUGGCAACCUAGCCAGUUAUCUCCAGGAAGACCCUAGAAAAUUGAAUUUUUGGCUGGAAGAUCUCUACACCCCAGGCUUUGACUCCCUGCUGAAAAAGAAGGAAGCAGAACAUAAAAGAAAAAGAAUGUGCAGAAUACUGUCUUCAGUCCUUCUUUCAGUUUGCAUAAUUGUGAUUGUUAUCACUGUGCCAAUUGUUUUGACACAAAAAAAAGUCUAAGUUAAAAAAUUAAAGCACGAUGACAGACUUUUAAUUAACCCCAUGGUUCGGUGGUAAAGAAAGGUCUUGUGUCCUUAAUCACAAGCUAUCACUCUUUAUUUUAUUACUGUCCUUACUGUUCGAGGGUUCCCUAUUGUGUUAUUUAAAUGUUGUAUGAGCUUACACAGGAACUUGGUCAACACCUAAUUUAAAGAAACACAAUAUGCAGUAGUUGUGACACUAUAAGGAAUAAUAGCACCACCAAGUGACUGGAAACCUUCUCCAAACCGGAAGCAAUGCACAGUACAGAUAUUUACUACAAUAAGAUACUUAUUGAUCAUGUCUGUUUUAUAAGGAAUUGUAUUGUAUUAAAAAAAAGAUAGAUGAACUCUAAAUGAAAACACUAAACACUGAGAUUACACAAAACACUGAGCAGCUAUAAUAAUGGUGAAUGGGUGAAUUUUAGGUUUUAGCCUAAUAAACUUACAGAAAAAAUAAUAAUUAAGAUAUCUGACUCCAGGUGGAAGUACAUUAUUCAGACAUCUUUAGCUGAUCCAAUGCAGCAUUUUGGUUGCCAAUGAAAUUUGAUAAAUAUGCAAAAUGUUUAGAGGUGAAUGAUAUCUUAAAAUGAUUUAUAAUAAUUCAAUCUGUCAUGGCUUUCUCCAUUAUUCAAAUUAAAAUGGAAAGACUGCAGGUGAG